This is a messenger RNA of Dujonia railenensis, 963 nucleotides long. Lineage: Eukaryota; Fungi; Ascomycota; Pichiomycetes; Serinales; Debaryomycetaceae. The record is from the annotation of a GenBank genome assembly.
AUGGUUCCACCGCCUCCAGUGAUCAUUGACGCUCAGGCUGUUUCCGGUAUAACAGGCUCCAUUUCUAUUGCAUGCUGGAUUAUCGUCUUUGCUCCGCAAAUUUAUGAAAAUUUCCGUAGAAAAUCCUCCGAAGGCUUGUCUCUUCUGUUUGUAAUUCUUUGGUUGGCUGGAGAUGUCUUCAAUGUGUUGGGUUCAGUAUUACAAGGGGUCUUGCCUACCAUGAUUAUUUUGGCUAUCUACUAUACUUUUGCCGAUAUUGUUCUUUUAUGGCAAUGUUUGGUUUACGGACACGGGGAAAAUAAUGCUGACUUAAUUCAUUUAUCUCCAGCAAAUCCGUUAAGUGAAGACGUUUUGGAAACUGUAUUGUCAAGAGACUCGGCUACUAGACUGGGAACCUUUGACGGUGAUGAUGAAAGUUCUCGUGAAGGUGGUUCCAAGAGGUCUACUGCCAGUUCCAUGUCCGCUGUAAGAAGUGCCUGCAUACAAUUCCUCAUGGUCUUCCUUGUCAUAUCAGCAGGCUUAGCUGGAUGGUACAUUUCAUACUUAAACGAAGCAAAGCAUCAUAAAAAGCACCCAGGAAAAGGAAAGCAUCAGCCUGAAUUAGUCUAUGAUUCAUUAGCUCAAUUCUUUGGAUGGCUAUGUGCCAUAUUGUACCUUGGGUCAAGAAUCCCUCAAAUUUUAUUAAACUACAAGCGUAAGUCUUGCGAUGGAAUCUCAUUUAUGUUUUUUCUCUUCGCAUGCUUAGGAAACUUGACGUAUGUUAUUUCCAUUUUGGCAAUUGAUAUGAGCUGGUACUAUCUCUGGGUCAAUUCGUCAUGGUUAGCAGGAAGUUUCGGUACGUUAGCGCUUGACUUCACCAUCUUCGUUCAAUUCUUCCUUUAUAAUGAAAAUGAAGGUAAUUCUGGUUACGAAGAACUGGAGACUUUAACUGGUGAAAGUGCUCAAGAGUAUGGAACAUUUUGA